AUGGCUGCCACACUCUCCACCACCACCGACAACAACAAUAAUCACCACCAUACCAACGAAGCAGAGAACGGUCGGCCGGGGUUACGGAGCAGGCGGACAUCCAACACCAACCAAGAACGACCACAUCAUCUACGGCAACAUCAUGAACAGCAUCAACAUCAACAACAACCAUCAUCGCCAACAUCUCCAGCCACAUCCUCGCGGUGGUCUGGGUCUCGCCCUCGCCCUCGCUCCUCGCUCGUCAGUCAUCCGGGUGUUCCCAACAGCAACCGGCCCAAAUCUGUGCACAUUUCAGCGGAGGAGUACAAGGCCAUCAGCGAACUCGUCGAGCUCGCCAAGGGCUUGCUAGAGAAGCAUCAAACCGGCAACGACGACAACGUCUCACCCUCGUCAACCCGGAACAGCACCAGCACCAGCACCAGCACCAGCACCAGCAGCGGCGACUCUCUCGACAUCUCGAAGCCUCCGAAGCGGGAUGGCCCCCUCGACCCCUUUGGCGCCAACUUCGACGCCCGGGAGUGGGCCAAGUCCUUCUACCGCCUCCGCUCCGAAAGCUGCGAGGUGCGCAAGGCAGGUGUGGCGUUCCGCAGGCUGAGCGUCUCAGGCCAUGGGUCCGACACGGCGUUCCAGACGACCGUCGGCAACGCGUGGUGGCUCCAGGCCAUGGCCGGCGUGCGUGGGCUGUUGCGUUUGAAGCGUCCGCAGGAGGUGCGCAUCCUGCAGGGCCUCGAGGGGGUCCUCAAGGACGGCGAGAUGCUCUGCGUGCUAGGCCCGCCGGGCAGCGGGUGCUCGACCUUUCUACGGACAAUCUCGGGGAACACGAGUGGCACGCAGGUGGCGGACGACACAUAUCUCAACUACCGCGGCGUGAGCGCCGACGAGAUGAGGCGCUACUUCCGGGGCGACGCCAUCUACACGGCCGAGGAGGACGUCCACUUCCCCGUGCUCUCGGUGGCCGACACGCUCUUCUUCGCCGCGCGCGCGAGGGCGCCCAAGACGCCGCCAGGCGGGCUCACGACGGACGAGUACGCGCGGCGGGUGCGCGACGUGACCAUGGCCAUGCUGGGCAUCUCGCACACGCUCGAGACGCCCGUCGGCGGCACCGACGGCGACACGGCGCGCGGCGUGUCGGGCGGCGAGCGCAAGCGCGUGAGCAUCGCCGAGGCGGCGCUGAGCUUCGCGCCGCUACAGUGCUGGGACAACAGCACGCGCGGGCUCGACAGCGGCACCACGGUCGACUUCUGCAGGACCCUGCGCGUUCAGAGCGACAUGAUGGGCAUGGCGAGCGCCGUCGCCAUCUACCAGGCGCCCCAGGAGGCCUACGAGCUCUUCGACAAGGUCCUUGUCCUCUAUGAAGGGCGGCAGAUCUACUUUGGCCCGACGGCCCAGGCCAAGGCCUACUUCCAGCGCCUGGGCUUCGUCUGCCCGGGGAACCAGACGACCCCAGACUUCCUGACGUCCAUGACCAGCCCGGCCGAGCGUGGACGGGAGGGCGUCAUCAAGCCCGGAUACGAGGCCAAGGUGCCGCAUACGCCGGACGAGUUUGCCGAGGCGUGGAGGACGAGUAGCCACCGUCGCCGGCUCGAACAGGAGCUGGACGCGUACGAGGCAAGCUUCGGCCUCUCCGGCUCCGGCUCCGGCUCCGGCUCCGGCUCGCGGACCCACUACGCCGAGUUCCUGGCGAGCAAGACGAGCGACCAGUCGUCUCUACAGCGGUGGAAGUCGCCCUACACCCUCUCGUACCCGCGGCAGGUCUCGCUGUGCCUGUGGCGCUCUCUCGCGCUGCUCAAGGCCGCGCCGCAGAUGACGGUGACGAUGCUCGUCGUCAACCUCUUCCAGACCGUCAUCGUCGCCAGCCUCUUCUACCGGCUGUCCGAGACGGCCGAGUCCAUGAAGUCCCGCAGCACGCUGCUGUUCACGGCCGCGCUGGUCAACGCCUUCGUCUGCAUCCUCGAGGUGUCGGCCCUGUUCGCCAAGCGGGCCAUCGUCGAGAAGCAUGUCCGCUACGCCCUCUAUCACGCCUCGGCCGACGCCAUCGCUGACCUGGCUAUGAGUCUGCCGUUCAAGUUACUCAACGCCAUCACCGUCAACACCGUCUUCUACUGGAUGUGCAAUAUGCGCAAGGGGGGCGGCCCCUUUGUCUUCUUCGUGCUGGUCCAGUUCGCCAUGACUCUCGCCCUGAGCCUGUUCUUCCGCCUUGUCGCUUCGGCGGCCAAGAGUCAAGCGACAGCCAUGGCCCCGGCGACGACGGUGCUGCUCACGCUGGCCUUGUAUACGGGCUUCGCCGUCCCGCCCAUGUACUACAGGUCGUAUGCCUCGUGGAUUGCCAAGCUGAAUCCCGUCGCGUAUGGGUUCGAGGCCCUCAUGAUCAACGAGUUUGGCAACGGGCGAAAGUUCCCUUGCAAAGUCUUUGUUCCGUCUGGCCCGGCCUAUGAUGCGGGCACGGCGAUGGCGAUGCCGCAGACGCGCGUGUGUGCCGCGCAGGGGGCUGCCCCAGGCGCCAACUUCGUCGACGGGAGCGCCUACAUCACCGGUGCCUUUGGCUAUCUGGACAGCCACCGGUGGCGGAACGUCGGCAUCAUCUUCGCCUUCGCGGUGGUGUAUCUUGUGCUGCACCUCAUUGUCACGGAGCUGGUGAGCAGCGAAAAGAGCCACGGCGAGGUGCUCGUUUUCCCCAAGGGCAAAGUCCCAGCGAGGCGGGCAAAGGGAGACGACGUGGAGGACCGUCUCACCAAAGGGAGAACGGAGACACCGAGCAUGACUAUGAGCAACUCCAUGGCUUCUCCUCUGUCCGUCAAGCCUCUUGCGCCUGUCUUGAAGACGAACAAAAGCGAGAAUUGGGAGAGUGAAAUUGCUGGCAUGUACACUGGUGAAGGGGGUUCUCCAACGACUAUUAGGACUGAAGGAGUGUACAGUACCACUGCCAACACCAAGCCUCUUCCUCCCUCUCCUCUUUCUCCUGCUCCCGGCACAACCAAGUCCUGGAACUGGCCGCAGGACCGAGGCAGGUCAGGUGAGCAUGGCCAUGACCAUGAUCAGUCCGGGCUGGGGAUCGACCGUCAGACGGCCAUCUUCCACUGGAGCAACGUCUGCUACGACGUCAAGCUCAAGAAGAAGGAGACGAAGAGAAUCCUAGACUGCGUGGACGGGUGGUGCGAGCCGGGGACGCUCACUGCGCUCAUGGGCGUCUCGGGCGCCGGCAAGACGACGCUCCUCGACGCCCUCGCCUCGCGCCUGUCGACCGGCGUCGUGACGGGCGAGAUGCUUGUCGACGGGGCCCCACGCGACGCAUCCUUCCAGCAGAAGACGGGCUACGUCAAGCAGCAGGACCAGCACCUCGUCACGUCGACGGUACGCGAGGCCCUCACCUUCAGCGCCGUCCUCCGCCAGCCGGCCCGCUUCUCCCAAGAGGAAAAGAUGGCCUACGUCGACAAGGUCAUCGACAUCCUCGGCAUGGGGGAAUACGCCGACGCCGUCGUCGGCGUGCCCGGCGAGGGUCUGAACGUCGAACAGCGCAAGAGGCUGACCAUUGGUGUCGAGCUGGCCGCCCGUCCUGCCCUACUUCUGUUCCUGGACGAGCCCACCUCGGGCUUGGAUUCGCAGACGAGCUUCUCCAUCUGCUCUCUACUCGAGACCUUGAAGCAGAAUGGCCAGGCUAUUCUGUGUACGAUUCAUCAGCCAUCGGCGGUUCUCUUUGAGCGGUUCGACAGGCUUCUCCUCCUCGCCCCCGGCGGACGAACCGUCUACUUUGGCCAGAUCGGACGCAACGCAAACGUCCUUGUCGACUACUUCAUUCGUAACGGCGGCCCGCGGCCCGCAAAGGGGAAGAACCCGGCCGAGUACAUUCUAGAACAAGUCCGGGCUGGCGGAAAGCAGAAAAAGGGCCUUGACUGGCCCGGCAUCUGGCGGCAGAGCCCCGAGUACAACGACGUCAAGGCCCACCUGGCCCGACUGAAGGAAGAAGCCGGCGGGAGGGCGAGGCGGAGGAGGACGGCGUCGUCGAUGACGACGCAACAGGAGCAGGAUCCUCCUUUCGCCGCUCCCUUCUGCACACAGCUCUCCGAGGUGACGAGGCGUGUGGCCCUACACUACUGGCGCACCCCGAGUUAUGUCUACGCAAAGAUGCUGUUGACCUUUGGCGCCGCCCUCUUCAUCGGCCUCUCGCUGCUCAACCUGCCCAACACGCAGGUCGGCAUCACCAUCCAAACCAUCGCCAUCUUCAUGUUCCUCACGACGCACUUCAACCUGAUGCUGCAGAUCCUGCCCGUCUUCGUCGCCCAACGCACCCUCUACGAGGGCCGCGAGCAGCCCUCGCGCACUUACUCGUGGGCUGCCUUCAUGGCCGGCCAGAUGGCCGUUGAGAUGCUCUACAACGCCCUCAUGGCCCCGCCGGCGUUCCUGGCAUGGUACUAUCUUGUCGGGCUCUACCGCAACGCCGCCGAGACCAAUGACACGGCCUCGCGCGGCGGAUUGGCCUUCCUGUUCAUGCUCGCCUUCUUCCUGCAAGCCAGCACCUUUGCGCACAUGAUUGCCGCCGCCCUGGACCUCGCCGACCAGGCCGCCGGCAUCGGCAACCUCUUCUUCGUCAUCAUGUUCAUCUUCAACGGCAUCCUCGCGACGCCGCCCACCUUCUGGACGUGGGUGUACCGCGUCAACCCCAUCACCUACCUCGUCGAGGGCCUGCUGGGCACUGGGCUCGCCAAUGCCGGCAUCCACUGCGCCGACAACGAGUUCCUGCACAUGAACCCGCCGCCCGGCCAGACGUGCGGCCAAUACCUGCAGACCUUUAUCGCCCAGGCCGGCGGAUACCUUGCCGACCCGGCUGCCACCGCCGACUGCCGCUACUGCACGACGAGCAACACGAACGAGGUGCUGGCUGGCGUCCGCGUCCGUUUUGACAACCGCUGGCGCGACCUGGGCAUCCUGUUCAUGUACGUCUUCUUCAACGCCGUGGCUGCCUUUGCUCUGUACUGGACCCGUGUGCCCAAGCCCAGAAGAGACGAAGAUGGCACAUCAUCACCGUCACCGUCAUCAUCAUCAUCGCCAUCGUCGGGCCAGGAUGGCAGCGGCAACACGAACCCUCUUGCAGAAACUUGGAACCGUCUCACGGGGAAGGGCAAAGUCAAGGGAGGGCAUGGCGGUGCUGGCGAGCCCUCGCCACAGCUUCCCUGGACCGAGGAAAAACGGACCGACACGUCCUUGAGCGGCCACACCUUGCAUGACACGCAGACCGGGAAAGUACCGGGACCGCCUCGGUCCUCCGCCAACGGCAGCAUGCAGUUGCUCGGGGGCAGUGGCAGGAGGUACUGGGACGAUGAAGAAAGCAAUGCUAGCAACGUCCAAGCACUGGGCAACCAAGUAGAGAAUAAAGAGCAGCAGGGAAGUGGGUUGCGGGAUUUGAGUGUGGGCGAAGAGGGGGAUCAGGACAUCUACUUCAUCAUGCAAAGGCCACCCACGACUCCUCAACACUGGAUUUGA
Molecule: messenger RNA, 5478 nt
Organism: Colletotrichum destructivum
Lineage: Eukaryota; Fungi; Ascomycota; Sordariomycetes; Glomerellales; Glomerellaceae
Product: Putative AAA+ ATPase domain, CDR ABC transporter, ABC-2 type transporter, transmembrane
Exons: 2
Coding region: 1-5478 (1825 amino acids)
Biological process (GO): transmembrane transport
Cellular component (GO): membrane
Molecular function (GO): ATP hydrolysis activity; ATP binding; ABC-type transporter activity
Source: RefSeq, a predicted model, not a curated record